This is a messenger RNA of Anopheles marshallii, 1185 nucleotides long. Its product is annotated as pre-mRNA-splicing factor 38B. Lineage: Eukaryota; Metazoa; Arthropoda; Insecta; Diptera; Culicidae. Gene Ontology annotation, cellular component: precatalytic spliceosome. The record is from RefSeq and is a predicted model, not a curated record. The transcript has 6 exons. The coding region runs from base 1 to 1185 and encodes 394 amino acids.
AUGGAAUUAGACAACAAUGCUCACGAACAGCAGCAGUAUUAUCAACCGGAGUUACAACCUGCUCAACAUCAUCAACAGAGCACGCAACCAUCGAAUCAGGCAAAUGCUCCUAAGAAGUCAGCAAAGCAAAACAAUGCUCUGCCUCUUUGGGGCAAUGAAACUUCGAUGAAUUUGAAUCCAUUGAUUCUAGCAAACAUUCAGGGAUCGAGUUAUUUCAAAGUGUCCUUGUUCAAACUGAAGACUUACCACGAAGUUGUAGACGAAAUAUAUUAUCAAGUAAAACACUUGGAACCAUGGGAACGGGGAUCUCGGAAAACGGCGGGCCAGACAGGAAUGUGCGGAGGAGUUAGGGGUGUAGGAGCUGGUGGAAUAGUUUCAACAGCAUUUUGUUUACUUUAUAAACUGUAUACACUACGAUUAACUAGAAAACAAGUAAAUGGGCUACUUACACACGGCGAUUCUCCCUACAUCCGUGCAUUAGGUUUUAUGUAUUUACGAUAUACCCAACCUCCUGGUGAUCUUUUUGAUUGGUAUGAACCGUACCUGGUAGAUGAAGAGGAAAUCGAUGUCAAAGCUGGUGGAGGUCAGUCAAUGACCAUCGGUCAGAUGAUACGGCAAUGGUUGACCAAACUUGAUUGGUUUUCAACGCUAUUUCCCCGUAUUCCGGUACCAAUCCAAAAGCAAAUCGAUGCAAAGCUUGACCAAUACGCAAGGGAAAACGGUGUCUCAUUCGCUGAUACGCAACCUGAUCGUGGUGGAACAACUGUGGGCGUAAAACAAACGCGUGGUGGUCCGUCAGGCAAUACAAGAGGAUCCGGACCAAAUACCUUUUGCGAUGAACGAGAAUCAGCACGUCAUGAACGAGGUAUGGCUGUACAGCAGUCAUUUAAAGAAAAGCCUCUUAAACGGGAUAUGUUUGACCAUUGUGACAGAGACGCACGAUCGUCCCGUUACGAGGACAGGCAUGAUCGCAAUCGGAAAGAUUAUCGCGCCAAGGAUUAUGAUCGCGAUUGGGAUAGAAAUAGACAUAGAGAACAACGCGAAAGAGACAAAGACCGGCACAGAGAAAGGGAUCGAGAUCGCGAUAGGUCAAGAGACCGCGACCGUGAUCGAAAAGAUAGAACGCGUGAUCGAAGAUCAAGAAGCCGGGAGCGCGAUUAUCAGCGUGAUCGAAGACAUCGUUAG